Cuscuta epithymum is the source of this 558-nucleotide messenger RNA. Lineage: Eukaryota; Viridiplantae; Streptophyta; Magnoliopsida; Solanales; Convolvulaceae. The record is from the annotation of a GenBank genome assembly.
AAGAGGGCGUGGCCGGGCGUAUGCCAACGCUGUCCAGUUGGGGGAGACCGGCGAGGAGAAGCCGGAAGCAUCGGAACGCUCGGAUGAAAAAAUGCAUGCACCUGCGCUCUCUGCCGAACAGUGGAAGAAAGUCUUUGACUUCUUAGAACAAAGUAAGAAGGAUACGCAUGAGAAGACCUCAGGACUUACAUUCGAGGAUGCCGAUUGGAGCGGGUGAAAAGCGUGGAGGAGUAUUCUAUUUUCAUAGUUUAGAUGAUGUUCGUGCAUAUUCAAUAAGAAGAAAGGACACGAGUAAUUUGUGGCACUCCCGGUUAGGACAUCCAUCCGAGAAGAUUUUACGUUCUGCACUUAGUUUUGAUAAAUCCUUGUUGUCAGUUGAUUUGAAUAAAAAUUGUGAUGCAUGUCUGCGUGGAAAAAAGACUCGUGAUAUUUUUCACACUAGUAAUUCCAGAGCAUUUGAUUUGUUUGAUAUGAUACAUUGUGAUGUUUGGGGUCCGUACCGGUCACCGGCAACGUGUGGGGCUAGAUAUUUUUUGACGAUUGUUGAUGAUUUUUCAC